Molecule: messenger RNA, 2709 nt
Organism: Mytilus trossulus (common blue mussel)
Lineage: Eukaryota; Metazoa; Mollusca; Bivalvia; Mytilida; Mytilidae
Exons: 3
Coding region: 179-2050 (623 amino acids)
Source: RefSeq, a predicted model, not a curated record
AAUGCACGUAGCAGAAUAAGUUUCCGAAUAGAAACCUAAAAAGACAGACGAAAUCCGCAUGUGGUUGUGUUCGUUUAACAUGCUUAGAGUUCAUCAGUUAUGUCAUUGAAUGAAAUGCAUGCAUUGCUUUAAUGAGGAUAACCACUUGCAUGACUUGUUUAGCUGAAAAUCUCUUGUGAUGGAAGUCAAUGAGUUAGAUGCCACUAUUUGGGACAUUCCAAACUCUCAGGUGGUAUCACCAUACAUUGGACACUUUAUGGAUAUUGCCAAGUAUAAUGGUGCAAAUUAUUAUUUUUCAAAAACAAGAUUUCAUGAUUACUUUUAUGAAUUGAUAGAAAACAAAAUUGAAACAUUACAUGGUAUAGAUGAAAACUGUAUAGUUGGUGUACAGGGAAUUGGAAUAUCAACAACCUUAGUUCAUUAUGUCCUCACCUGCAUCAAAAAAGGUAUCAACAACAUUCAUUAUAUUGACUUAAACUUGGUUAAAGGUGAGACACAGAUGAACAGGUUGAAAAAGUAUGGUGAGGAAAUGAAGUCAGCAAGUGUGUUAAUUCUUGAUCAUAUGACUUUGUUUAACAGAAGUAUUGUAGCAGAUGUUAAAUCUCUGGUACCUAUAAGGAGAAUAAUCUAUGUUAAAUCAGGGUUCUCAGCAACAAGGAACCAGUUUGAUAACUUUAUUGGUUAUGAGUGGGAGUUAACCCAUGAAGAGUUCAAAAUAAUCUGGAUGGAAUCGAUGAAAAAAGCUAAGUGCACUGAUAACUUAGAUAACCAAGAAGUUUUUAUCACAGAACUUUAUGAUACUUGUAAGGACAAAUUUAUUUUAACACCUUGUUUAUUGCAUAGACUAUAUGUAUGUUUUGUGAUUGAUGGUGAUCGAUAUAGCCCAAAGGAGGAAGACGGAAAAGAUGUUGAUUAUUUUAUUAUGAGAUACAGAUCUAGUUUAGGAAAAGAUAUUACAGAAUUUAGAUUAAGACUAUUGGAAAUAAUGGAAUGUGGAUCGCCACAAGAAAAGCAUCAAUGUAGUGAGCUUUCUCUGCAUUCUAAAAUCCUAUUAAAUCAGGUUAAAAUCACAGGGUGUAUCCUCUUAAACAUUGAAAGAAACUGCCCAUUCAAGAUUCCUGUCAAUAUAUUCCAUUGUAAAUAUGGUAUAGUAAAAGAAAGUGAUAUUGAAAAGAAUCGAAGAUUUUUGGAAAAUGGUUUUCAAAAUGGAGAUAAAUAUGUAAGUGUAACUUUUACCCCUCAAGAGCAAUUGAAGCAUUGGGAGAAGUUAUUUCCCUUUGAUGUACAUUCUAUUAUUGAAAACAAAGAUACAAUGAAGGUUGAAAACAUGUUAGAUAUUUGCUUUCAGUCAGAAGGAAUUAGGAAAGAAAUGGAGAAUGAACUCGUUCGUUUACAGUAUCAGUUAAGGACGCUGAUUGUUCCUGGUGAUAUUAGAGAUUCAACCUCUGAAACACACUGUAAGAUAUCAGAUGAAUCAGUGAGAUGUGUUUUACCUCAGUGUCAAUCUGUAGCAAUCAUUUCAAAUUUAAGGGAGAUAACUUAUAUUAAUCUUACCACAUCUCAUCUGGAAAAAAUCUCAGCAAAAUGUCAAGGUCAUGAUGGAAACGUUGAAAAGAUGGCAAACUUUUUAAAGGACGAAAUUGAAAAGAAUAUUGAGCGCUGCCUUAUUGUUCAUCCAACAAUAGACAGCAUGAAAGGUUUUGAUUAUAUAUUGUACAAUUGCACAGAAACAGGAAGUGAUAUUGGUGCAAAAAAGGCAAAGAAAGCUAAACAAGAGAAGCUGCCCAUAUUACAUUUAGUACAGGUGACAACAGGUACAAGUAGAUCUGUAGGAGAAUCUCUAAAGAUAUUAAAGAGUGUGAUGGAUGGCUUUGUACAUCUUCAUGUUACAUUCAUCGUUGCAAGUAAAGAUUGUGAGACUUAUACAUUCAAUGGAAACGUUUGUUUUGAGAAUGCAUCAGUUGUAAACUUGACCCAUCUGGCCAUUGGAGGAAUGAUAAAACAGAGUAAACUGUUAAACAGUAUCAUUGGCAUGGUGGAAAGGUCAUAAAUAAUAUAGGUGUAUUAGAAUCAGACUUGAAAGCUUCAUAAAAAGUUUAUAAAUGUUGGGAAUAUUCAACAAAACAACAGCUAAUACAAAUUUGUACAUUUUUAGAUUUGCAUCCUGUUAAGUUAAUAAGCAUAUACUUUGAAGAUAAGUCCCUUGAAAAAUGUUAUGUAACCUUUUACUAAUUUUAUACAGAAAAUGGGAGUUUUAAAAUCCUGGUAUCUAUGAUAAGUUUAUAUCAAUUCAAUAUAUGUUUGAUUUUACAGAUCCAGACAGCUCAUUUAUUUGAUACAUUUUUGUACCAGUAAAGUAUUUAAAUGAAAUGUUAAGUGUUAAAUAGUUAUCAUAUUAAAAGUAGUAAUUUGAGGGUUGUAAGGAUACAAUGAAACAUUUGACAAAGAUUGUGCAUGUCUAGAUAAUGUAAUACAUAAAACAAGAUUCAGAUAAUCCAAAACCUUUCUAUUUCUGUUAGAGUAAUCAAAACAAGAACAUAUAGAUGGUUAAUACCCAUUUUUAACUUUGCUGCUAUGAAAUUUCAAAAUGUGAGACAAUUUUAUGGCAACUCCUUGUCUUCGUCAUAUCUUAUAUAAAUAUGUUUAUAAUGUUAGUUAUGUAAUAUAAUAAACAUGUUGUCAAUUUUAUUAAUUACAUUAUCUUAUCAA